Cladocopium goreaui is the source of this 2015-nucleotide messenger RNA. The record is from the annotation of a GenBank genome assembly. NCBI's taxonomy places the organism in Eukaryota, Dinophyceae, Suessiales, Symbiodiniaceae.
AUGACCAAAAGAACCUUGGAAAGUCAUCGAGAGCUACAAUUCAGGGUAUCCAUAGUAAGAUCAGGGUUGCAAGUAGACACAACACCGAAUGAAGUCAAUGUGGAGCAGUUUGCAUACCACUUGUUGGCCGAGUUUGAGCAACUUGCCCUCACAGAAAAACGUCCUGGAGCUCGAAGUUAUCCACAAAAGCCAAAACCUCAAGAAGCCGAGAAGCCGAAGGAAGACGAAGGGUCAACCGAAGGCCCGUCCAUGAAAGAAUUGUUGGAGCAAGCCAACACCAUGCUGAAAUCUUUGACUACGACGGCUGCAUCCUCAACGGCGACUGGGAGUGCCACUGGCUCCAGAGAAGAUACCACGACGUCUGGAGAAGGAGAUGAAACCUAUAAGCGUGUGUCUGUCACACUGGCCAAUCGAGAGACGACUUCAUUGCAAGUGACACCUGGCGGCAUCAUGGUGACCGAAAGAGCCGAUGUCGAACCAAUACUCCCUAUGGGACAACUUGUCCAUGACCUUGGCUGCGAAGUUUGCUGGAAGACUGGUGACUUGAAGAUCCUUCAUCCACGCCGAGGUCUACUACCAGUGCAAAACCAAAAAGGAUGUCCUCAACUACCACGAGCCCUUGCCUUGGAUUUGAUCGAGGAAAUGGAGGUGGUGGGAAGUCAGAGAACGAUGAGAAGUCUGAAGUUCGAGAAAGAGCAGAAGUGGAUGGAGGAAUUGAUCCAAAGUCACUCUGUUCUCUGUGAACUUCCAAAACGAAUCAAAGACCGGCUUUUGGUCGAUGUGGGCGAUUGGAAAGAUUUGCCAAUCAAUCUCCGCCAAAGAAAACGUCUUCAGUGUGAUGGCUGUUUGGUGCAUCUAUACGCUGGAGAAGAUGAGGGAUUCACUUUGUCCAGAGCUUUGAAGCAGCAAGGGGGAGACACCAAUCAACUACUCGAAAAUGACCUGAAACGUGGGGAGUCCCACAAUAUGCUGAAUGAUGUUGGAAUGUACUCUGGUCUCCUUUGCGCUGUCAUGCAUGACAAGGUAGAUGCCUUCGUUGCCGGACCCAAUUGCAGAACGAGAUCGGUCCUCCGGCAUUACCCAAAAGAAGAUGCUCCGAGACCAAUCCGAGCGUGGCAUGGAGCUGAACAUGGUCUUUCCGACCUAUCACCUGCUGAGCAACGACAGUUGAAUGAAGAUGAUGUCUUGAUCUGGCAAGAACAUUUGCAACAUGGUCAUGUGCCUUUUCGUCGCGACUGUUUGGUGUACCAACAAAGUCUUCAACAAGAGCCACCUCAUCGAAAAGUUAAGCAUCCUCUUGGUGGAGUUCUUUCAGUUGACACCGCUGGACCAUUUGUCCGAGCCUAUGAUGCUGGAGGUUACAAAACAGCUUAUAUCCUUGUGGGAGUUCUGACAUGGACGGUACCGAAGAAUUCACCAUUGAAGGAGGAUGACGUUGAGGAACUGGAAGUGGAAGCACCUAACUUUGACGCGAACAAGGGUGAAGAACAAGACCAACUACAAACCGAAGAUGAACCAGCUGGCCAUGAACCGGUCCAAGGCAUCUUCGACGACCCUGAGGAUGAAAGUGAAGAACCUGAAGAGGAAGAAAAGUCUGCAGAAUUUGAAACAAGGGUUUUUCGACUUGCCGCUCCAAUGUACUCUAAAAAGGCUAAAGAAACUACAAUGGUCACCAUGGAUGUGCUUCUUCGACAGCGAGCUGAUGGAUUUCACAGUGGCCACAUACACAGUGACCAAGGGCAUGAAUUCCAAGGUCAGUUCAAAGUUUGGUGUCGUGAACGUGGAAUUCACCUCACUAGAACUCCCGGUGAUGACCCCCGAUCGACUGGCCGGGCCGAAUGUGCCGUGAAAACCAUCAAAACCCAGAUUCGCCGAGUCCUACUGCAAGCUGUAGCUACUGGAUCUUGGUGGCCCUGGGCAACAAGAUUUGUCAACGAGCUUAAUCGUGCGGCUCGAAUUGGGAAGAGGCCCGAUUGGCCACCCUUCCUCUCCACUGCCAUGAUCAGAAAACGAAA